Molecule: messenger RNA, 1825 nt
Organism: Catharus ustulatus (Swainson's thrush)
Lineage: Eukaryota; Metazoa; Chordata; Aves; Passeriformes; Turdidae
Gene: SMIM5
Product: small integral membrane protein 5
Exons: 5
Coding region: 638-886 (82 amino acids)
Source: RefSeq, a predicted model, not a curated record
UGUCGGAGGAGAUGCAGGGAGGAAGGCAGCAACAAGUGGCAGCCCUUGUACGCCCCGGGGAGCUGGCAGCGGCUCCGGCUCAGCCGGCCGUGCCUCCUCUCCCUCCCUCUUUGGCACACAUGUAACACGAAACUUCGCAUCUCCACGACAACCAGCAACAAAAAAAAAAAAAAAAAGAAAGAAAGAAAGGCAGAGACAACAGCUGGCUGUCAGCAACGGAGCAGAGAGGAGCUGAGCGUACAGCGAGCCACAGCCAGGAUGAGGGGACAGAUGACGUGAAAGUUGAAGAAGAAGGGAAGAAAAGCAAGAGGAGAAGGAGAGCUCGCGGUCGGAAACAGAAAUCCCAAAGCAGAGAGCCCUGGGAACAGCAGAAAGUGUAGUCAAGCUGAAAGACAUUUGCUUCCUCACAGGCAGAUUGGAGACUGCACCACCACCAUCAAAGUUGGUCCCUCAUGUAAUUCAGACCAAGAGGCAAGAACAGAAAACACAAACCACUUCACCUCUGCCUCCUCCACCAUCUCUUGGAAUGGAAACAAAAUUGAAAACCUCCUGAAACAGAAUCCUGCAGCACUAAGGAUAAAGCAGCCAUUUCUGGAGCAGCUCACUUGGGCACAGAGCCUGGAGAGGUUGUGACAGAAUGUCUUCUGAAAGCUUUCUGAAGGAAGUUCAAGCCAUUGGUGAGAAGUUUCUCCUUAAGCUCCAGAGACUGCCCAAGGCUGACCCAGUGGAGAUUGUCAGCUUUUCUGUGGUUCUUCUGUUUAUUGUCACUGUGCUGGUGUUCACCAUCAUUGCCUGCAGUUGCUGCUGCUACAGCUGCUGUGGCUGUGAUGGCCGCCCUGACCCCAGGCACAGGAAGAGCCAAGUCCGCCCAGCCGCCCGUUCCUGAGGUGACACAAUCGAGGACAGGCAUGGACAUCGUGAUUCAGUGCUGUGGGAAUGACCUUCCACACUAGCCCACUGAAAAUGGCAAUAACAAUAUUCAUUAACAUGACUCAAAGGACCAGAAAUCACAGUGUGGAAUUCCUUCUGUCUGUGACAGCCACUACUGUGACCAGAAAGGUAAAGCUCCUGUACCAUCAGUGUCUCCCUGAGGUGGGAGGGCAUGGACACAGACUGCUGAGAAAAGAGCCAGCUUUCCCAAACUCAGCCCUGCAGCUGGGCCAGCUGAGGAUCCCCUCUGGGACAAGGAGGCACAGAGCAAAGCAGAGGCUGAGCACACAGCCACACACCAGGCACUGCCUGCUCCCCUCACCAGAAGGAUGGUACUGGGCACUAACAAAACCACUGACAGCACUGGGAGAUCCAAUUGCUCAGGGCAUCGUGGAUCAAGGCCAAACCUGCUGCAGGAGACAUGUUUAGCUGAGAUAUCUGCUGACAUCAGUAAAUGGUGGACCUUCUGAUCCAGAUGUGGUAACAACUGCCCUCAGUGUCAUAUCAUUGGUGAUACAGUGAUGGGAAAUUGCCAAAGAAAAAUCCAGAUCAUGUGGAAUACUCUUUGUAAACAGAAAGAUGAAGGCAAAAGGAAAAAACUCACCAAUCCUAUGGCUUAUUUUGAUCAUUCUCUGCUCAACGUGCUUCCUCUCCACCCUCUGUGGUUCUACUCUUCUGCUUAUUGCAGGUGAAUGGUUUUUACAGAGCAUGGGAGCUCCAGGAGAUGAACAAAUCCCAAUCCUUACUUGAGGGAUCUGUGUGCCUGACUCCCUGCACUAUGUGCAGUUUAUUUUAGUGGACAUGAACAUGAUGCCAGGGGUGUGUUUAUGAGCAUGCACAGAGGCAUUUCAGAGCCAUCACUUCAGGGUAUGUGUGCAGCAGCUGACAAGUGGGC